Messenger RNA from Cyclocybe aegerita, 834 nucleotides. Lineage: Eukaryota; Fungi; Basidiomycota; Agaricomycetes; Agaricales; Hemipholiotaceae. The record is from the annotation of a GenBank genome assembly.
AUGCUAUCCAUUCCUCAAGGCGAUCGUGCUCAAGACCAUGAUGGUGCACCUUACGUAGAGUUUCCGGAUAGCCCUGAAGACGUGGCGACCUUCUUAUCUUUCAUGUAUCAGCCAUUCACAAACCCUCUAAAGGACACUGAUCCUGAUCUCGCAUUCAAGAUGUUCGGCGUAAUGAAGCUAGCCGACAAAUUCAUGGUGGAUGCUUUGAAGCAGAUGAUAGUGGAUCGCCUCAGGCGGGACUGGCCAAGGUCCUUGAAGGAAUGGGAUGAGAAGCAGGACGUUUGGGAACAGAACAAAUCGUCUGUUGGCGCUUUCGCAUACCCUGAACCUGCAUCGGCUAUCCGGCUUGCCCGGGCUUUCGACUCAGACCCGCCACUGCUCAAUCCAGUCAUGUUCUAUGCGCUGUCGUGUCGAGACCCCAUUGUCGAUUACGGCGAACCCCAGGCUCAAGGAAACGUGGAAAUGGGCGCACGAUGGGUCCUGGUAUCCCAUCAAGAUAGAAACAAGAUAGAAAGAGGUCGUCGCGCCAUUCUGAGGUUCAUAUUCGUCGGCUUGUCUCAAUACAAAUUGCAGUGUGGGCAGAAGGAUCAAAGUGCGGAAUGUAGCGAAUUCUUUGCAGAGAGUAUGGACGACAUUCAUCAAGAAUUUGCAUUGAAAUUUGACCCACUAAUGCUCCUUCGAAAUUACAUUGGACGUACCGAGGUCCUCAAUAUCGAGGGGGGUCCUGUGCGAGCCUGUGGCCGUGAAUGCAUUAAAGGAAGGGAUUAUGUUUUCCGCGAGCUCCGAACGGCCAUCUUCUCUAGGUUGUCCCAAUUCUUUGCAGACAUGCAGUAA